Mixia osmundae IAM 14324 is the source of this 2654-nucleotide messenger RNA. RefSeq lists its product as uncharacterized. The coding region runs from base 414 to 2654 and encodes 746 amino acids. The record is from RefSeq and is a predicted model, not a curated record. The transcript has 5 exons. Gene Ontology annotation, molecular function: saccharopine dehydrogenase activity. Gene Ontology annotation, cellular component: cytoplasm. NCBI's taxonomy places the organism in Eukaryota, Fungi, Basidiomycota, Mixiomycetes, Mixiales, Mixiaceae.
GCAGAGCUUGCCGUUCGGUAGCUCGACGAUGCUCGAACCAUAUUCAACGCCAAUCUGCAGCUUCAAUCAGGGACCGGCCCUGCGUCGACACCGGCAUACACGACGUACAGUAGGAUCGGCCCCUGCGCCCAAGAAUCUCUUGUCGGUGAGUUGGACGAGGAUGGAUGACUUGCCGCAGCCAGAGUUGCCGACGAUGAUGUAUUUCAAUCUGUGGCUCGACGAGGCGUGAGUGUGCGGACAGAAGCCGCGAGCUUGACGACUUGCAUGUGAUGCCAUGCUAUGGGUGCGGACAUGGAUGCGUUGGAGGCUGAUGGAGGCUGCGCUUGGAUCUGCAGCUGGCCGCUGAUGACCUCAGCGUCGCGUUGCCGCCGAAAGGAAAGCCGAGAAAGCGAGAGCCACAAAAGCUCGAACCAAUGGCCGAGCUCAGUCAUCCGGGCAUCGUUGAUGGCUGGUUCCACGAGAGAUCGUCGCAAUGGCCAGGACAAGCAAUGAGCUUGCAAGUCGAAAAAGUGCUACAUGUCGAGAAGAGCAAGUUCCAAGACGUGCUCGUCUUCAAGAGCACAGACUAUGGCAACGUUCUCGUUCUCGAUGGAGCCAUUCAGGCCACAGAGAGAGAUGAGUUUUCUUACCAAGAGAUGAUCGCCUUCUUGCCACUCGCUUCUCAUCCUGAUCCCCAAGAUGUGCUCGUCGUAGGCGGCGGUGACGGCGGCGUCUUGCGCGAAGUGCUCAAGCAUCCCAGCGUCAAGCGGGCCAUCCUCGUCGACAUUGACGAAGCCGUCCCUCGCGUGUCGAAGCUCUACCUGCCAGGCAUGGCUGCAGGAUUCAAUGAUCCCCGUGUGGAAGUCAUCAUUGGCGAUGGAUUCGAGUAUCUCAAGAACAACAAGGCCAAGUUCGACGUCAUCACCACUGAUUCCUCAGACCCUGUCGGUCCCGCCAACUCGCUCUUCCAGAAGCCCUACUUCGAGCUUCUACGCGACUCACUCAAGCCUGGCGGCGCAAUCUCCACUCAGGCAGAAUGCAUCUGGCUCCAUCUGCCUCUCAUCUCUCAACUCGUGCAGGACACCAAGACGCUCUUUCCUGUUGUUGAGUACGCUUAUACCUCCAUCCCGACCUAUCCCUCUGGCACUAUUGGCUUCAUCGUUUGCUCUCUCGACCCCAAGCGUGACUUGCGAUCGCCCCUCGUCACCAUUCGCGACACGCGCUACUGGAAUCCAACCGUCCACCGUGCUUCCUUCGUCCUGCCAGAGUUUGUGCGCAAGCCUGUAGAAGCAGCCAAGGUGGCCAAGAAGACAGCCAGCUCGUCCAGUGGCUCGAAGAAGAUUCUCUUGCUCGGUUCGGGCUUCGUUGCCCAGCCUGCUGCCGAUUAUGUCCUCCGCCGACCGGAGAACUCGCUCACGAUAGCAUGCCGUAACGUGAAGACAGCACAAGCUCUUGCUGCUCAGCUGUCCCGUGAAGCAAAGGCAAUCUCGCUCGAUGUAUCGGAUGCGGCCGCGCUGGAAGCCGCCGUUGCCGAACACGAUCUCGUCAUCUCGCUCAUCCCUUAUACAUUCCAUGCCGCUGUCAUCAAGGCAGCCAUCAAAGCAAAGAAAAAUGUCGUCACCACCAGCUAUGUCUCUGACGCCAUGAAAGAGCUCGAAGCAGAUGCUAAAAAGGCUGGCAUCGUCGUCAUGAACGAGAUCGGCCUCGAUCCCGGAAUCGAUCAUCUCUACGCCGUCAAGACGAUCGACGAAGUACACCGAGCCGGCGGCAAGAUCACCGGUUUCUUGUCUUACUGCGGUGGUUUGCCUGCACCCGAGGCUGCCGACAACCCUCUGGGCUACAAAUUCUCUUGGUCGUCCCGGGGUGUCUUGCUCGCGUUGCUCAACAGCGCUAAGCUGUACUCAGAGGGCAAGCUAGUAGAGAUUGAUGGUCAAGAACUCAUGCAGCAUGCUGCGCCCUACUUCAUCUCGCCCGCCUUCGCGUUCGUCUGCUACCCGAACAGAGACUCGACUGGCUUCAGAGAGAAGUACAACAUUCCCGAAGCAGGUACAGUCAUCAGAGGCACGCUUCGCUACCAAGGUUUCCCUCAAUUCAUCAAGACGCUCGUCAACAUCGGUUUCUUGAGCUCAGAUAGCAAGGACUACCUCCAAAAGGGCGCAUCCAUCAGCUGGAAUGAGGUCACUGCCAAGACGAUUGGUGCAUCUGGCUCGACCGACGCUGCACUAGCAGAGAAGAUUGUCCAGCUCGCCCAAUUCCCCAACAAGGCAGAAGAGGAGCGAAUUCUUGGCGGUCUGAGGUGGCUCGGCCUCCUCUCAUCCGACACGGUCAUCCCACGGGAGAACCUGCUUGACACGCUGUGCGCCACGCUCGAGCAGAAGAUGCAGUACGAGCAAGGCGAGCGAGACAUGGUCUGCCUGCAACAUAAGUUCUAUGUCGAGAACAAGGACGGUUCAAAGGAAACUCGCACGUCGACUUUGCUCGACUUUGGCGUGCCCUACGGCACCUCUUCGAUGGCUAAGCUCGUCGGUGUGCCUUGCGGUAUCGCUGUUCAGCAAGUACUGGACGGAGUCAUCAAGACGCCAGGUAUCCUGGCGCCAUACUCUAUGGACAUCGUCACGCCUUUGCUAGAGGCAGUCGAGGCAGAGGGCAUCACCAUGAUCGAGAAGGUCAUCUAG